Messenger RNA from Aspergillus puulaauensis, 1128 nucleotides. RefSeq lists its product as uncharacterized. The transcript is spliced from 3 exons. The record is from RefSeq and is a predicted model, not a curated record. NCBI's taxonomy places the organism in Eukaryota, Fungi, Ascomycota, Eurotiomycetes, Eurotiales, Aspergillaceae. Bases 1 to 1128 code for a protein of 375 amino acids. Gene Ontology annotation, molecular function: protein binding.
AUGCCGCUAAAGAGAAAGGCCAGCCAGGACAAUAUCGCCGAGACGAAGGUAGAGACUCGUAGCGCGCGUCGUCGCAAGAUCAAAGAGACAGGACAUUUACCCCCAGACCCCCUAUUAAGCGCUUUGCCCUGGGAUUGUGCAAGUUUGAUCUUUGACUACCUGGAGUUACCAGACUUGGCUCGCUGCGAGCAGGUGUCCCAGGGCUGGAAGACCUUUGUGCAGCGCUGGAUGGUUGCCAGGGGGCACUACCUGCAUCUCCCAGAGUCAUUGAGACCCGACUUUGGGGCAGCAAAGACGAUGGAACGGCAAGUUGCGAUGGUGAAGCGAAAUGUUGUGCACCUUCAGAAAUAUAACAAAAUCGCAUCCGGCCGGGCUUCGAGUGUGCGAAUCAUUCAAAACGCCCAGUCCUUGGAGGUUAAUGGAGACUUUGCAGCCUGGGUAGUGCGACAUAGGCUCUAUGGGCAGCGUCUUGGGUUCCAAGCUGAUGGCUCGCCGUAUCGAACUCGAUAUUGGGACCUUUCCUGCAACUGCAAUAUAUCUGGAAACACCAUUGUGCACGUCAGCCCGGGGGGCUACGUUGUUGUUCGAGUGUCCAAUCACUCGGGCUAUUUGGACAGAAUCGUCUCGAUAUCAACUGGAACGCAUUUGUGGCGCCGCGCAAGCGAGGCAGGGGUGCCAUUCACCGACUGGCCUGAGAUCCGGGGCAUUGGAGCAACGAGGCUCUACUCUGUCCAGAGGGAAGAAGGGUCGAUGCAUCAGGCCUAUCUCCUAGUCCACGAGCUGGCGACUGGUACCCUCCUUUACAGAUCGCACGUCAGGGACUACCACCGGAUCCGGGAGCCCUCUAAUAGCUUCUGUGUCCGUCGGAUUGGGAAUCGGGAAGUUUUGGUCGUCUUUAGUGUUCCGCCAACUGAGACAUCGCCAGAGUCGCCAAAUCAUGUACACCCUGGCCAGAAGAAGCUGGAGGGAUUCCUGGUCAUCAACCCCGAGGACGGCAGCACACUGCAGAGGUUCGACGCCCCUUUUUGUCAAGACAAGCACCGCUGGGUGUCCCAGCACUACGUGGAGUCACGGAUCGUGCCCUGGACCGAGAGUGAAGGGGUCUUUGCGGUUUCUGCCGGCAUAUGA